UAUUUGCUUAUUGUUUUUGUGUUUGAUCGAUUCAAUUUUUGCUGAAAACUCUCUCAGGAAUUUGAGCAGUAUCUCACGUCAGUUCAGCAUGAGCGCCGAGCAACAACAGAAAAGCGAUGUUCAGUUAGUGGAGUUGACCAAAGUCAGGCUCCAGAAUCUGGCGAGGAAGCAGAGGCUGGAGGAUCUGGCGCUGCAGUUCGUUGCCGCAAAUUUCCAACUUUAUAAUGCUUUCAACCUACCUUCCCCAAUUCGCGAGAAAAUAUUGCAAAGGAUUUUGCAGUGGAGGUGUUUUGACCCUUACAAUGGAAAUUUGGAGCAGCUUGACAAGAUGAUGCUGGCGCUGGCACACCUGGUCGGCCAGUGGACUGUCUCUGUUGACUUUACGAACAUGUUCACCUUUUGCCCGUCUUACAAAAUCCAGAGUUCCUUUAUCCAGGUCUGCGAGUUGUUGGCUCGAGUCGCGCCAAACAUCGAAGAGCUGUCGAUGAAGAGUUCCCCCAUGCUCAACAUUCAGGACCUGCUGCAGCCUCUGACAAAAAUGCAGAAGCUGAAGAUAUUGCGGCUUGGAUGUUGCCACUUUGACCUUGACGGCUUAAUUGAGCUGUGCAUGGCUUUACCGAACCUUCGGGUUUUAGGCGUCAAAACCCUCGAUAUCGACAUGGAAGAUUCUGGCUGCCAAAACAACCUUUCAAGGGCCCUGCAGCACCUGAGAGUGCUUGAAGACGAAAAUGGGUAUAUUCGUCUCCUGUCGUUUUUUGCAAGGGUUGUCCCUCAUCUGGAAUACAUUUACGCCUCACAGCGGGAUGAGGACACAACUGUUCGUCUGCAAGAGGAGGAAGACAAAACGCCGAAUCAGCGAAGAAAAUUCCUAUGUUUGUAUCAUGAUGGACAGUUCGUUGAUGGCAAGGAGGAUCUCCACGUCAAGCACCCAUUCAUCACUCGCUUGCUGGUGGACGGCUACCUCAUAAAUUUUGGAGUGGAAACUCUCGAUAAAUUUUCAAACUUGAAGACCUUGGUUUUGAAAAGUUGCAAAUUGACUGACUUGGACAGUUUGAUGAGAGUUUACGGACAGAACCUGCACACGCUCCACAUCAUGGACAAUUCCAUGAGGUCACUGGAAGGAUUAACGUUUGGAUGCAUUUUGGAAUGCUGUUCGCGACUGGAGAAACUUCGCUUGAAGAACGUCAUCAUUUCAGAUGAAGGCGCGAACGCCUUCCCAGAACUGCGUGAUUUCACCUGGGAAAAUGGUGGGAAUAGCUCUGUUGUCAUGCUGCUGUCAAGCCUCUUGUCUUCGCCCAAACUGGAGAAAAUAAAGCUGGAAGGAAAGUUUGAAGUGGAGGACUUGAGGGGCGUAGCCACCGUGAUCGAGCAGAAGAAGAUCUUAAGGCAGUUGCAGUCCUUUCACUUGCGCCUGGCAUACACCUACACCAGGGAUUCAAACUUCAAUAUGGCCCACUUCAGGGCUGCCGCAGGCCUGGCCAAGACUGCCUCUGCGUUCCUUCCUUUGCUGAUUGACCUCCAUCUUUCCAUGAUUGACAAUAGCUUCUUUAUUAACUUCUUCAACCAAGUUUCUGGCCAGGUUGUGAACGAGAAAUAUGAAGAUGAGGCUUUGAACAAGAUGAUCAAGGAGCACGAGAAAUUCGGAGGUGCUGGUUUCAAACCAUGA
Cloeon dipterum is the source of this 1666-nucleotide messenger RNA. RefSeq lists its product as uncharacterized. The transcript is spliced from 6 exons. The record is from RefSeq and is a predicted model, not a curated record. The coding region runs from base 89 to 1666 and encodes 525 amino acids. NCBI's taxonomy places the organism in Eukaryota, Metazoa, Arthropoda, Insecta, Ephemeroptera, Baetidae.